Messenger RNA from Leptonychotes weddellii (Weddell seal), 1581 nucleotides. It is a transcript of the gene NSMCE3, whose product is annotated as NSE3 component of SMC5/6 complex. The record is from RefSeq and is a predicted model, not a curated record. NCBI's taxonomy places the organism in Eukaryota, Metazoa, Chordata, Mammalia, Carnivora, Phocidae. Gene Ontology annotation, cellular component: nucleus. Gene Ontology annotation, biological process: negative regulation of transcription by RNA polymerase II.
GCCACGCGCCAACCCACAGUUCCCGCUGCGCGCUGCGAUCCCGCCGCCGCCGCCGCCCGUUAGGGCUCCCGCAGCCGGGGACAUGUUGCAGAAACCGAGGAGCCGGGGCCGGCCUAGCUCCCAGGCGGAGAGGGACUGGGGCCGCGGUGCGGCCGAGGAGGCCCCGAGCACCUCCCGCGGGGCGGGCAGCUCCCGGGAGGCCCGGAGCGCAUCGUCGCAGGGCGCCCGCCGGGCCGCGGCCUCCCCGGAGGUGGGGCCCAGGUCCCAGCAGCAGCUGGAGCUGAAGGUGGCUGAGCUGGUGCAGUUCUUGCUGAUUAAGGACCAGAAGAAGAUCCCGAUCAAGCGCACUGACAUACUGAAGCACGUCAUCGGGGACUACAAGGACAUCUUCCCUGACCUCCUUAAACUGGCCGCCGAGCGCCUCGAGUACGUCUUCGGGUACAAGCUGGUGGAACUGGAACCCAAAAGCAACACCUACAUCCUGAUCAACACCCUGGAACCGGUGGAGGAGGAUGCCGAGGUGAGAGGCGAUCAGGGCACGCCCACCACCGGCCUCCUGAUGAUUGUUUUAGGUCUCAUCUUUAUGAAGGGCAAUACCAUCAAGGAAACGGAGGUCUGGGACUUCCUGCGUCGCUUAGGGGUGUACCCCACAAAGAAGCAUUUAGUUUUUGGGGACCCAAAGAAACUUAUUACCGAAGAAUUCGUGCGGCAGCGUUACCUGGAGUACCGGCGGAUACCCCACACUGAUCCUGUAGACUAUGAAUUACAGUGGGGCCCCCGAACCAACCUGGAAACCAGCAAGAUGAAAGUUCUUAAGUUUGUGGCCAAAGUCCAUAAUCAAGACCCCAAGGACUGGCCAGCACAGUACUGUGAGGCUUUGGCAGAUGAGGAGGCCAGAGCCAGACCUGAGACAGGUGGCCCAGCCCCCUCCUCUUGAAGUCUGAGAUAGAUUCAGAGGGACUUCUGGGGAAGGUCAAAGGCACUGGGUGAAGGGUUAGGGGUGGGAGGGAGCAUAUUUCCGUAACGCUUAAAUGUGUGUGGCUUUAGAAUGUGUUUGCAAACAUACGUUCUCUUUUAAUGUAAGUUACUUGGUUCCAGCUUUUCACUUUUAAAAAUAUUAGGAGGGGAUUUUGGUUUGAUUUGUUUUAUCGUUGUAUAUUUUGGCGUAAAAAUUUUGCUACCAUUAUACAACUGAUUGAAAAACUUUGUACCGUGAUCUGGAACAGGUGUUUAAAAAAGAACACAUCGGUAAAUUGCUUUGGCGCCAAGAAAAUAAAAGCGAGGUGGUUAUUAUCUGGUCUCUUUAACAGUUUGUAAGUUAAAAUAAAAACCUUUAUAAAUUAAAAAAAAUGUAAUUGUCCAUAUCCUUUUUUACCUUAAGACAGCUAUUUUAUAUUUAUAUAUUUCCCAUGUAUAUAAGCAUUAUGCAUGGUCUAAGUAAUGUACAUAUUGUAUUUUCUCCGAAUAGCAAUUUUUUUUUAAUAUUCGUAAUUAUCACUCGGCUCUGUGACCAUUUAGUGCCAUAUGGUUUUUUCUUUUUUUUUUUGUGGCUAUAAUUGUAAUAAAUACUGUAUCUUUGAA